AUGGAUUACGCACCCCGUGGAGCGUGUUACUCUUGCGGCAACACUGGCCACCAGGCCCGUGACUGCCCCACCAAGGGACCUGCCAAGUGCUACAACUGCGGCGGCGAGGGCCAUCUCAGCCGUGACUGCACUGAGCCCAUGAAGGACAACAAGUCCUGCUACAAGUGCGGCCAGCCCGGCCACAUCUCCCGUGACUGCCCCCAGGCUGGCGCUGCUGGAGGAGGCCAAGCCGGCACUGAGUGCUACAAGUGCGGCGAGAAGGGCCACAUUGCUCGCAGCUGCCCCAAGUCCGGAUUCGGUGGCAACUCCUACGGCGGCAACAGCGGCUACAGUGGUGGUGCUGGCAAGACCUGCUACUCCUGCGGUGGUUACGGCCACAUGUCUCGCGAGUGCGUCAACGGCAUGAAGUGCUACAACUGUGGCGAGUCUGGCCACUAUUCCCGCGACUGUCCUAAGGAGGCCGCUGGUGGCGAGAAGAUCUGCUACAAGUGCCAGCAGAGCGGCCACGUUCAGGCUCAGUGCCCUAACUAA
Trichoderma gamsii is the source of this 531-nucleotide messenger RNA. RefSeq lists its product as hypothetical. Lineage: Eukaryota; Fungi; Ascomycota; Sordariomycetes; Hypocreales; Hypocreaceae. Gene Ontology annotation, biological process: positive regulation of cytoplasmic translation. The record is from RefSeq and is a predicted model, not a curated record. The transcript has 8 exons. Gene Ontology annotation, cellular component: cytoplasm. Bases 1 to 531 code for a protein of 176 amino acids. Gene Ontology annotation, molecular function: mRNA binding; zinc ion binding; translation regulator activity.